AUGUCAACUUUCACCGCCCUUAAUGGGGGCUCACCCAGAACUACCGAUCCGCCUACUGUGACGAUAGAGAAGCCAGCCAUGGAGGAGCGCGCACUUAGCACAUCGACAUCUCAGCCUCCACCUACACCAGAAGUUUCAUCAAAUCAAAUUCCCAGCCAAAGUUCGGAUCGACCACCGUUUCAAUCACCCGGUUAUCCUGACGUAGAAGGAUCUCACAAGCGAAAACGAUCAGACUCUGUUGAAAUUCGUCGUGAGCAUGCAGUGCAUGCUCAGACACCGGAAUCCGCUCACCCUCAUCACGAAUCGCGAGAGCCUUAUGGAACCCCCUCAAGAGAUUAUCGUCCUUAUGGUGACGAGCACCGAGACAAAGAGUCUUGGUAUUCUCAUCAGGCACGCGAUGAGCGAAGUUACGACUCACAGCAAAAUUCGGCUACCACUCCUCAUGGCCAAACAGAGGAGCAGAUUGGCGAUGCGCUUCGCAGGGCUACCGGUCAGAUGGACCAUAAUGAUUACUCAAAUGCCAGUCCAGAAGGUGAUGACCAUUCCAUGAUAUAUGGUAGCCAAUACGGAUCCGAGCAGAGGCGUGACGGGGUCUUGCAGCAUGAUCCCAAAAAGAGAAAGAGGAACUUCAGUAAUAGAACCAAGACAGGUUGCCUGACCUGCCGGAAGCGCAAGAAGAAAUGCGAUGAGCAGAAGCCCGAGUGUUAUCCACCUCAACGCGGGCCAGGAUGGCAGAAGCCGGACAACAAGGCUCCUGCAGUUCCCCUUGAAUCUAAGGAUCCAACGUACAUUCCCCCGGGAGCUUAUGGGAUGCCGCAGCAAAGCCCUUACGGCAAUCAACCUGUGAAGCGCGAAUCCCUGCCACCUUAUCGUGGCCAGGCUCUUCGCAUAGACCCCCCACAAGGCCGCCCUUUGGUGACCGACGACGACCGGCCAACGGCAUCAACAUUGCCCAGCGCGUCUGUGGCCAGUCCUGAAAACAAACUCUCUGCUCUUCCUUAUACUCCUGCAAACGUUUUCCCAACUCCAGUCAGCGCAAAUCCUCAACCACCGCCACCUUUUGGAGAAAGGAUGACAAAGGAAUACCAGCGUGUGCCUCCGCUGCAUGAUCUCAGCAGGACGGAACCCGAGUCUGCCCAUUUAGGGAACCAGCUUCCACAGAUCAAUAUACUUCACCCGACAAGAACCAACAGUCCUGCUCCUCCCCCGCCGGCACCGACUUCAAAUGCCCAAGUUGCUGCUCAGCUGGCUUUAUCGCACUCGCAGUUCCCUCAGAGGCGAACUCAAAAGGAGGAGAUGUUGUCUGGGCGACAUUACUAUCCUUUCGACAAGGAGCUUUGCUUGGAGCGUGAACGUUGCUCUGCGGCUUGCUGGAGGUUCAACAACCUCACUCCUCCUACUAACGGUGUAUCUCCCGAAGAGCGCGCUCGCCUGUUCCUCGAAAUUCUGCAGCCUCGUGAUCCCGUUCGAGUUUCUCCCACAGAAGCUUCCCCAGUCACCAAUGUUGGCCGUGUAGGCAGGCAUGUUGCUGUUGAGACACCCUUCAUUUGCGAUUACGGGUACAACAUCACUAUUGGCCACCACGUUGUCAUUGGACGCAACUGCACGAUCAAUGAUGUAUGCGAGGUCAAGAUUGGUGACAACUGUGUUAUUGGACCAAAUGUCAGCAUUUUCACGGCAGGGCUCCCCAUUGACCCCAAGAAACGCCAGGGCGGUCAAGGACCUCAGAUGGGCAAACCUAUCACCAUCGAACAGGACUGCUGGAUUGGCGGAGGUGCCAUUAUUCUUCCAGGGAGGACCAUCGGCAAGGGCAGUACUGUUGGUGCCGGAUCAAUUGUCACCAAGGAUGUUCCUCCUUUCACCAUUGUAGCUGGAAACCCUGCGAGGGUCCUACGUGGCAUCGCUUCUUAA
Fusarium musae is the source of this 1911-nucleotide messenger RNA. RefSeq lists its product as uncharacterized. Gene Ontology annotation, biological process: regulation of DNA-templated transcription. Gene Ontology annotation, molecular function: DNA-binding transcription factor activity, RNA polymerase II-specific; acetyltransferase activity; zinc ion binding. The record is from RefSeq and is a predicted model, not a curated record. The coding region runs from base 1 to 1911 and encodes 636 amino acids. Lineage: Eukaryota; Fungi; Ascomycota; Sordariomycetes; Hypocreales; Nectriaceae. The transcript is spliced from 3 exons.